CGCAAGCGUAGCCCCUCCUGCAUGUGUGUUUUUGUUAGGCGUCCCGACGCUCGAUCGUAGAGGAAACAGCGGUGUUUUGUUUAUUUUCGAUUUAAAUAACUAAUUUUGGCAUUUCCGGCUAUGCCAGCCAGACGUAGACUAAUUACAGACACCUUUAAAGUGGUGAAGAAAGCAAAGAAUGAGGACACCCAUAGGAAGAAGGCUCCUCCAUCACCAGAACCAGAGCCUGAAACACCACAGUUGACAGAAAGAGAAAUGGAUCUGCUGGAACUGAAGAAGUUUGACUUGGACUGGCGGUUUGGACCGUGCACUGGUAUAAGCCGGCUUCAGCGUUGGGACCGAGCGGCCCAGCAUGGCCUGGAUCCCCCUCUGGAGAUCAGAGACCUGCUGCUGGACAGAGAGGAGGACCCAGACUACACACACUGUCUGUGGCGCGACUACCCUCUGUGAAGAAUGGUACGGAUGAGCCAAGAAGACAGAAAAUGAUUGUUCCAUUUUCGGAUGUUCUUUUUUAUACUUUUAUCACACUACAUUUUUUUCUAAAUAAAGACAUAAAAAUGUAAAAGGAUC
Engraulis encrasicolus (European anchovy) is the source of this 570-nucleotide messenger RNA. RefSeq names its product DNA polymerase delta 4, accessory subunit (gene pold4). Gene Ontology annotation, biological process: DNA-templated DNA replication; DNA synthesis involved in DNA repair. The record is from RefSeq and is a predicted model, not a curated record. The coding region runs from base 121 to 450 and encodes 109 amino acids. Gene Ontology annotation, molecular function: DNA-directed DNA polymerase activity. Gene Ontology annotation, cellular component: delta DNA polymerase complex. The transcript is spliced from 5 exons. NCBI's taxonomy places the organism in Eukaryota, Metazoa, Chordata, Actinopteri, Clupeiformes, Engraulidae.